UGACCACUUUUCUUGCCACCACCUAACCAUCUUCCUAUAAAUUCCACCCACUUCUCACACAACUCCAGUUCCCAUAUCAACUUAUUCUCUCAGCUUAUUUUCAUUACAACUCUUAAACUAUCAUCUUCUAAGUUCUAGAUAUGGUUCCUUUUCCCAGUGAGAUCAGAGGAGUUCAGUAUCUAACACCAGAGAACCAAUUCCUUGCUCCACCAAAUUUUGGAUUACAGCAGAGUGAUGACAUCCCAAACCUUUAUCUUAAUAGCCUCUUAAGCACCUUGCCAAACUGCCAGUUCCCAUCUUUAGGCAAUGAAUUUGCUCCUCCUAAUCCAUGCCUCAGCAGCAACUCAACAACUUCUGACGAAGCAGAUGAGCUUCAGUUCAGAGUAAUCGACGAAAGGAAGCACCGGCGAAUGAUAUCGAACCGAGAAUCCGCCCGCAGAUCAAGGAUGAGGAAGCAGAAGCACUUGGAUGAACUCUGGUCCCAGGUAGUCAGGCUCAGAACUGAGAAUCACAACCUUGUUGAUAGACUCAACCAUGUGUCUGAGUCCCAUGACAGAGCUCUUCAAGAGAAUGCACGCCUCAAGGAAGAAACUUCUGAUCUUCGCCGAAUGGUAGCAGACAUGCAAAUUGGAAACUCUUUUGCUUGCACCAUGAGAGAUUUUGAGGAAAUUCCAUGCAACACAUCUCAACUUAAAGAGGAUUCCUCAAACCAAUCAAUCAUUCCUUCAGACUUGGUUCAUGAAUGAAGCUAUUAUCUAAUUUCCAUUAUUUAUAUACACUAUAUGUUCCUUCUUCCUAGUUCCUCCUACCUUAGAGUUCUAUGAUCCAGUGGUAGCUUUGCUCCAUUGGAACUGUAUGAGUCUAUUAGCAUAUAUAUCAAAUAACAGCUUUACAUGUUCUUUUCUUGGUUU
Messenger RNA from Lotus japonicus, 911 nucleotides. Its product is annotated as basic leucine zipper 43-like. The transcript has a single exon. Gene Ontology annotation, molecular function: DNA-binding transcription factor activity. NCBI's taxonomy places the organism in Eukaryota, Viridiplantae, Streptophyta, Magnoliopsida, Fabales, Fabaceae. Gene Ontology annotation, biological process: regulation of DNA-templated transcription. The coding region runs from base 141 to 746 and encodes 201 amino acids. The record is from RefSeq and is a predicted model, not a curated record.